CACCGUUUGGAAGCCAUCCUGAACAGCCGCCCUCCUUGAAGCGAACACGUGAGCUUUACUGAGAUAUCGAUGUGCAGCCGCGACAUCUGACGUAUUACCCACUUGAAUACGGGACACCUACGCCACACCCACGGACCACACCCACGGGUUCGAAGUCUCCCACUUCCUGGAGGGUCAGAGUCGGCUUCCUGGGGAUGCCGUUUGGGAUCAGUCUCGGCGAGCUUUUGGCCACGGCGGGAGUAUUCGCAGUCGCUUUUGGUCCCGGGGAUAUUCCGGCGCUCGCCCGGAGAUUCGGUAAACUAACGGGACAUGCCACUGGAUAUGUCAACCUUAUCAACCUCAGGGCCGAGCGACUCGCACGUAAAGCUGACGUACUUGAACUUCACCGAGAUAUGAAACGGAGCAUGUCGAUGCUAGCAGGAGUUACACAACAGAUAAAUUCUGGACUGAGGCCAACUCUUAUCAGUGAAGCACAUGAGGUUCAUCACUCAAUCCUCGACCGGUACGUUGACAGGGACGUCUGCGGCGUGCCUGUUGUGGCGCGUGCUUCACGUAUGUCUCAUACACAUUCCCACGACUAUUUCAUUACGGCAAAUCCAGACUCCCUGAUUUCGAGAGGUCGUUCGAGCAAGUUUCAGCACGACCCAACCUGGAGGCUGGGGCACGGUGCAUACUCCGCUCGCAACAAAGAUCAGCAAAGAGAGGACGCUACCACCAAUGGUUCCGACAUUCUCGCUCGUUGUCUUCGUAUCUCUGAGCUGAAACACGCAAGAUGAAUGUGUUAAAGGAACAUGGUCCCGCUCGCAACAACGCGUAUCAGGCUUGUCUUUGAUCAACACCCCUA
Messenger RNA from Micromonas commoda, 844 nucleotides. RefSeq lists its product with no specific name. NCBI's taxonomy places the organism in Eukaryota, Viridiplantae, Chlorophyta, Mamiellophyceae, Mamiellales, Mamiellaceae. Bases 195 to 776 code for a protein of 193 amino acids. The record is from RefSeq and is a predicted model, not a curated record. The transcript has 2 exons.